AAUAAGUGGGGCGCAGAAAAUUUUUGGAAAGAAAACCUCUCCGUCGUUCUACUGCUCGAUCCUACCUUGGCUGUAGAUAAACGAUGAGGGCGAUAACUGUGAAUAGCCGCAGCAUCUUCCGGUUUUGCUGCUCCGAUCUUUCUUCUUCCUUGAGAUUUCGCUCAUUCAGCAGUGAGAAUGGCGGAAAAAAUAACAAUAAUAGUUUUUUUGAGAGUGGAGAUGAUUUUGAGCGUCGUCUAUUUGGCGAUGUAGGCAACAAUGCAGAAUCUGGUUCAUUUUUUCGGAAGCUAGACAAAAUCGAGCAAGCUCAUGGAAGAUCUUUUAAUGGCUUAAAAGACAAUGAUGGCGGCAAUUCACGAUUUAUGGAUGUUCAAGAUGAAAGUUUUAAUACACUCUCAGAUGGUAUGGAUUCAAAAUUGAAGAAAGCAGCUAAUACUUUUGCUUUUACUGAUGAGGUUAAGGAAGAUGAUUAUAAAUUUAGACCGGAUGUGACCUUUAGGCCUGGAACAACCUACACACUUAGGGAUCUUGAUCUUACAAAACCUGGAAUACCGAGGAGUUUUAAAAAGGCAGAAUUUGAAACCACCACCAAAGAAGUUCUAAAGAAAGCUGAUUUCAGGAACGUGAGAUUUCUUUCCAAAUUUCUAACCGAGGCUGGAAUUAUCAUCAAAAGAAGUCAGACAAAGAUUAGCGCUAAAGCUCAGAGGAAAGUUGCGAGGGAGAUCAAGACGGCGCGCGCAUUAGGGCUCAUGCCUUUUACUACCAUGGGCACAAAACCUUUCAUCUUUGGGAAAACCAUGGAAGAUGAUGAAGAGGAAUUUGAAUUCGACGCAUACAAUGGUGUCAAUUCCCCUGCAUUAGAUGAUGUUGAAAGUUGAUUUAUUGUGAUAUUAUCAUCUGGAGUACUCGAAUGCAUAGCAUAUUGGUUAAAAGUAAAGUGAAUAAUCUUAAGCUAUCGGAUUCGAGUGCUCCACCCUACCGAAAAGAAAAAAAUAUUCACUUGUAUCAUUUUCUAAAAGUGCAUGGGUUUGUGUAUCCUUAUCUCCAUGGAUUGUUUUGGGAUUGUUUAUUAUUAUUAUUUUAUUUUAUGUUAGAAAAAAAUAGAACUUUAUUU
This is a messenger RNA of Phalaenopsis equestris, 1114 nucleotides long. RefSeq lists its product as uncharacterized. The record is from RefSeq and is a predicted model, not a curated record. Gene Ontology annotation, molecular function: small ribosomal subunit rRNA binding; structural constituent of ribosome. Gene Ontology annotation, cellular component: mitochondrial small ribosomal subunit; ribosome. The transcript is spliced from 5 exons. NCBI's taxonomy places the organism in Eukaryota, Viridiplantae, Streptophyta, Magnoliopsida, Asparagales, Orchidaceae. Gene Ontology annotation, biological process: translation. Bases 84 to 878 code for a protein of 264 amino acids.